This is a messenger RNA of Malaya genurostris, 1707 nucleotides long. Its product is annotated as thymus-specific serine protease-like. Gene Ontology annotation, biological process: proteolysis. The coding region runs from base 106 to 1635 and encodes 509 amino acids. Gene Ontology annotation, molecular function: dipeptidyl-peptidase activity; serine-type exopeptidase activity. NCBI's taxonomy places the organism in Eukaryota, Metazoa, Arthropoda, Insecta, Diptera, Culicidae. The transcript is spliced from 4 exons. The record is from RefSeq and is a predicted model, not a curated record.
GAAUUACGCUCCCGGAGCUGAGUUGGUUUUCAUCAAUCAUCCCGGGAGGAGCAGAGCAUAUUUAUUCAAAGGAAUACCCAAGAAACCCGGAAAAGGAAUUUCAUAAUGCGGACACUUGUCCUCAUCGCACUGGUCCUAGUGACUGUGGUUGCCGCAGGAGUGCACCGUCAAGUCAAGCCAAACAAAAAAAAUCAACGGGACAUUUUCCUACAACUGCUGACGAGAAGUGCUGCACCAGAGCAACCACGCAAACCGACAGCAAGUAACACCCCCGACAAAGCGGUGGUGGUUGAGAAUUUCUUCACUACGCAAGUCGAUCACUUCAAUCUUCAAAACACAGAACAAUGGACGUUGCGAUACUUUUCCGUCACCGACUACUAUAAGCCCGGAGGACCCAUCCUUAUUUUCCUGGCUGGAUAUCGUCCACUCUAUCCGCAGAUGAUUGACGAACAGACACUUCUGUACGAGAUGGGACGGGAAAUGAACGGAGCGGUAUAUGGUUUCGAGACCCGGUUCUACGGAAAUAGUCGGAUUACCGAGGAUGUGAGCACUGAAAAUCUUAGACUGUUGAACGCCGAUCAGGUACUGGCCGAUUUGGCUGAAUUCGUGACAUAUUUGAGAAAUGAAGUCCUGGAGGAUCCUACUGCUCGAGUUCUGGUUGCUGGAGCCGAGUAUGGCGGUGGUUUAGCGGCGUGGUUCCGUAUCCGGUAUCCUCAUUUAGGAAACGUAGCUUGGGCUUCAAGUGGAUACAUGAAUGCUAUCAUGAAUUUCGAAGCCUUUUCGGAGGCUUGGGGUGAAACGUUGAUCAACCACGGUAGUCCGCAAUGUUACAAUGAAAUAUUUGUUGCUUUCCACGUGAUGCAAAAUCUGAUCGAUCUGGGAAGAGCUGAUGUGCUGUUCGAGAAGCUCAAUAUUUGUCACGAAAUUGAUCCGGAAAACGAAUUUCAGGUGCAAUAUCUGUUCUUUACUCUGAUGGGUUCAAUAGAACUUUUCACUAUUGCCAGAAAAAAUCUUGAUGAUUUUGCCAGUGUGUGUGAGGAUAUAACCAGUGCAGAUGGAGAUACCGCAGUUGAUGCUUUCGCUAACUGGUUCAACAACAGAUGGGGUGAUGAUGAUGAUGAAUGUCUAGUGUCGGAUCCGGAAGUGACUGUAGAAAAAUUGCAAAACAUAGAAUGGGAUUCGCUCUCCAAUCUAAUCGGUGGCCGUCAGGCGUUGUAUCAGGAAUGCAGUGAAUUUGGUUGGUUCUUCACCACGGAUUCACCCUUCCAGCCGUUUGGUGAUCGUGUCAAUAUCGAAUUCUUCAUUGAAAUGUGUCGCCGAGUCUUUGGUGAAUGGAUUACUGGUGAAACGAUCGGCCGAGCUGUCGAUCGUGCGAACAAUCGCUUCGGUGGUGCCAACCCGGGGUCCAGUUUUACACAUUUCGUCAACGGAGGAGCCGAUCCCUGGAGGACGAUCAGUAUUACCCGUAACCUCACGUUGGAUGCCACUUCAGUUGUAAUUCCCAAUCAACUGGGUAGUGCCGAUGUAUAUGCCACUUCUGAGGACGAUGCCCCUGAGCUUCUGGAGGCUAAGCGUAAUUUGAAGGCAAAGCUCGCUGGUUAUCUGUUUCCAAUAGAUCCUUUUGAAAACCCGUAAAAAACUACAAUACUACCGAUGUGUAUUUGGCAGUGUAUUAUAAAGUAAUAAAUUUAUAAACAUUACCACUAA